Messenger RNA from Condylura cristata (star-nosed mole), 3468 nucleotides. It is a transcript of the gene STYXL2, whose product is annotated as dual specificity phosphatase 27 (putative). Bases 1 to 3468 code for a protein of 1155 amino acids. Gene Ontology annotation, cellular component: cytoplasm. Gene Ontology annotation, molecular function: MAP kinase phosphatase activity; protein tyrosine/serine/threonine phosphatase activity. Gene Ontology annotation, biological process: protein dephosphorylation; negative regulation of MAPK cascade. The transcript has 5 exons. The record is from RefSeq and is a predicted model, not a curated record. Lineage: Eukaryota; Metazoa; Chordata; Mammalia; Eulipotyphla; Talpidae.
AUGGCGACUGGUGGGGACCCGGAGGAGCAGGUAGUCCCAAACAAGGAGGAGGAAGGCGACGUGAAGGCGGUGCAGGCGCGGUACCUCCGGAGUCCCUCCCCCAGCCAGUUCUCGAUGGUUUCUGAUGCAGAAACUGAGAGCAUUUUCAUGGAGCCUAUUCACCUGUCAUCAGCUAUUGCUGCUAAACAGAUCAUCAAUGAAGAACUCAAGCCUCGGGGGGCCAGAGCGGAGACUGAGUGUCCAGGCAUGUUGGAGUCUGCAGAGCAGCUGCUGGUGGAGGACCUGUACAACCGAGUCAGGGAGAAGAUGGACGACACCAGCCUGUACAACACCCCGAGCAUCCUGGACCUGCAGCGGUCCUUGCUCCAAGACCGCCAAGAGGCCCCCUGGAAUGAGGUGGAUGAAGUCUGGCCCAACAUCUUCAUAGCUGAGAAGAGUGUGGCUGUGAAUAAGGGGAGGCUGAAGAGGCUGGGAAUCACCCACAUCCUGAAUGCUGCUCAUGGCACCGGCGUCUAUACUGGGCCUGAAUUCUACACCGGCCUGGAGGUCCAGUACUUAGGUGUGGAGACCGAUGACUUUCCUGAGGUGGACAUCUCCCAGCAUUUCCGGAAGGCUGCUGAGUUCCUUGAUGAAGCGCUGCUGACAUAUAGAGGGAAAGUCCUGGUCAGCAGCGAGAUGGGCAUCAGCCGGUCAGCAGUGCUGGUGGCUGCCUACCUGAUGAUCUUCCACAACAUGAGCAUCCUAGAAGCCUUGAUGACCCUGCGGAAGAAGCGCGCCAUCUACCCCAAUGAUGGCUUCCUGAAACAGCUCCGGGAGCUCAACGAGAAGCUAAUGGAGGAGAGGGAAGAAGACUGUGACCCCGAGGGGGGAACAGAUGAGGCCUCAGAGGGCGAGGAUGCAGGGAGCACUGCCAGGGCCAGAGUGCAGGCCUUCACUGUGGAGGAGGAGGACGAUGCCGCCAGCCACCUGAGUGGCUCCUCCAUGGGGAAGGCCAGUAGUCAAGCCUCCAGGCCCCACACCGUCCUGGACCAAGAUGAGAAGAAACACCAUGAGCACUGGGAGAAGGAGCAGGGCCGCCCUGCGGGCAAGACCCCCCAGGGCGGGGAUGGCAGGCGCUCAGCUUCCUCUGGCUGGGGUGGAGAGGAACCCGAGGACGAGGACGUGGAGAGCAUCAUCCGGGAGUGGCAGAGCCGAAAUGAGAGGUACCAGGCCCAAGGGCACCGGAGGUGGGAUCGAGAGGAAGAGGAAGAGGAGAGUGACGCUGACUCCUUUGUGGGGAGAAGACGGAGGCACACGGUGAGUGAGAGCAGCAGCUCAGAGAGCGUGAGCAGCCAUGACAUUCAGGUCCUGAAGCAGCAGCUAGAGAUGAGCCGCCAGAGGCAGGGUGGGAGGCGCCGUGCUGACUCUGUGUCCACAGAGAGCACCUGGGAUGUGUGGAACCAGAGGCUGCUGGAGAUCGAGAAGGAAGCUUCCCGGGAGUACCGCUCCAGGAGAAGGAGAGAGAAAGGGGACACGGACUCUGAGGUGGGGAGCAGCGUGAGCGAGGAUGACAAGGACAGCGUGUCCUCGGAGGCCAGCUCUUUCUAUAACUUCUGUAGCAAGAAUAAGGACAAGCUCACUGCCCUGGAAAGGUGGAAGAUCAAGAGAAUCCAAUUUGGGUUUCAUAAGAGAGAUUCGGAGGCAGGAGACAGCAGCAGUGAGCAAGGCACAGAGCAGGCGGAGAAGAGCCCCUCGGAUGUCAACCUGACGGCCUACCAGGCCUGGAAGCUCAAGCACCAGAAAAAGGUGGGCAGCGAGAACAAGGAGGAGGUGGUGGACCUUGGCAAGGUAGAGGACACAGCCUCAGCCAAGAAGAGACAGCGGAGGCUAGAGCUGUUGGAGAGGAGCAGGCAGACGCUAGAGGAGAGUCAGUCCAUGGGCAGCUGGGAGGCAGACCGCUCGGUCGCCAGCGGGAGCAUCCCCCUGUCCGCCUUCUGGUCUGCAGCUCCCUCGGGCACUGCUGAUGGGGACACCACGUCAGUCCUCAGUGCCCAGAGCCGCAGUUCCCAUCCAUCUCAGGCUGUAAGCCACCUAGGCGGCUGCUUGACCCCUAAUCCCACCACACCCCUGCCAAACUUACCCGUCGGGCCUGGAGACACCAUUUCCAUCGCCAGUAUCCAGAACUGGAUUGCCAAUGUCGUCAGUGAAACUCUCGCACAGAAGCAAAAUGAAAUGCUGCUGCUGUCCCGCUCACCAUCCGCUGCAAGUAUGAGCGUGGCACCAGCAGCCAGCUGCCUGGGGGAUGACCAUGUCUCCAUGCUUAGUGGACAGAGUGGCUCCGCCCUGGGUGGCUGCCCACGGCCUCAAAGCCUCGUAAGAUCCGGCAGCGACACAACUUCUGUGCUGUCAUCCAGCACCACUCCCAGCUCCAGAGCUGAACAAACAGGAGGCAGAGUAAGGGGGACCAGCAAGCCCAUCUACAACCUCUUUGCUGACAAUGUCAACCUAAAGGAACUUGACCGGAAGGAGAGGGAGAUGCAAAUGGAGCUGAGGGAGAAAAUGUCUGAAUAUAAACUAGAGAAGUUGGCCUCCGACAACAAACGCAGCUCCCUUUUCAAGAAAAAGAAGGUGAAGGAAGAUGAGGACAAUGACUCUGGUGACAGGGGUGAGGACACUGACAGUGCUGUAGGGAGCUUGUGGUAUUCUUCCCGCAGCAAUUCCCAAAAACCUGAUACAGACAUCUCCUCCUCUUUGGCGGUCCCAGGAAGUGGCUAUGGAGGUGGCAGCGGGCCCAACAGAGAGACAGAUAGCAGUAUUAGUAAGUGGCUCAGUGGCCUCAGGACAGAGGAGAGAUCUCCUCCCCCAAGUGAUUGUUCUGGAAGCUCCAGGGGGAGGUACACGAGAUCUUCACUGCUCCGGGAGACAGAAUCCAAAUCCUCCAGUUAUAAGUUCUCUAAAUCUCAGUCAGAGGAACGGGACACCUCCUCCUUUCACGAAGCCAAUGGUAACUCUGUGAGAAGCAUCUCCCGUUUCUCUUCUUCUUCUACCCGGGAGGGCCGGGAGAUGCACAAGUUCUCCAGGUCCAAGUUCAGUGAGACCGCCAGCUCCCGAGAGGAGAGCCCGGAGCCCUACUUCUUCCGCAGGACUCCCGAGCCCUCCGGAGGGGAAGAAUCUCCAGAACCCCGGGAUCCUAGCUGGGCAAGACCCAGGGACUGGGAAGAUGGGGAAGAGUCAUCCAAGUCAGACUUUUCUGAGUUUGGAGCCAAGAGGAAAUUCACACAGAGCUUCAUGAGGUCUGAAGAGGAGGGAGAGAAAGAGAGGGUGGAAAACAGAGAAGAAGGGAGGUUUGCUUCAGGGCGGCGGUGCCAGUAUCGAAGAAACACUGACAGGGAGGAAGAGGAGGAAAUGGACGAUGAAGCCAUCAUCGCCGCGUGGAGACGACGGCAAGAAGAGACCCGGACUAAAAUGCAGAGAAGGAGGGAGGAUUAA